AUGCGUCAUGCCACCCCUAUCUCGUUCUUUCUCUUCUUCCUUCCCCUCACAGUCCUCUCAAUAUCCAUAAACCACGACAUCACUGUUGGCCCCGCGCUCUCCUUCUCCCCCAACACUACCUCCGCCUCGGCUGGGGACACACUCACCUUCCACUUCUUCCCGGGCAAACACAACGUCGCGCAGUCCUCCUUCAGCACCCCCUGCGCCCCCUCACCAAAUGGUUUCUAUUCCGGCUUCAUAGUCCCAGACUCUGGAGAAGAUGCUACAAAAUUUGUGGUGACGGUCAACGAUACGCAGCCGAUUUGGUUUUACUGUUCGGAGGUUAUGCAUUGUCAGCUGGGGAUGGUUGGGGUUGUGAACCCGCCCAUCUCAGGCGAUACACUCGCCUCCUACGCCCUAGCAGCCUCAAAAACUACCGAUAGCACGACACCCGCCAACGUAGCAGGAGGAGUAUUCUCUUCCGUCAACGGCCCUCCCUCUGCCUCUACUUCUACCUCUGCCUCACCUCCUACGUCAACAACUACUUCUACUGGAACAGAAACCAAGACAAGCGGCACCAGUACCCCAACACAAUCAACAAGUGCAGGAGUAGUUCUCGUUAGCGGGAAUGUGUUCCUUAAUGGGAUGUCGGCCGUCGUUGCUGUGGCUGCUAUUUGGGCUGGCUUGAUUUGA
Hyaloscypha bicolor E is the source of this 672-nucleotide messenger RNA. RefSeq names its product Cupredoxin. The record is from RefSeq and is a predicted model, not a curated record. Bases 1 to 672 code for a protein of 223 amino acids. NCBI's taxonomy places the organism in Eukaryota, Fungi, Ascomycota, Leotiomycetes, Helotiales, Hyaloscyphaceae. The transcript is spliced from 2 exons.